AUGCAUCGGGCGAGUCUGAUAUGUCGUCUUGCGUCCCCAAGUCGCAUUAAUGCAAUCAGAGCUGCAUCAUCUGGAAAAACUCCAAUCGCAACUUCUCCUCUUAUCCAGCAAAGAAACCAAUCGGUCGCUGCCUCUGUCAAGCAUGAACCGUUCUUGAACGGAUCCUCGUCUGUGUACAUCGAGCAGAUGUACGAGGCGUGGCUUCAAGAUCCAUCGUCUGUUCACACCUCAUGGGACGCUUACUUCCGUAAUGUCGAAGCCGGAGCUGGACCCGGACAAGCUUUCCAGGCUCCACCAACAACUGCUUACGCUGGUUCACUCGGAGUUCCAGCCGCACAAGUGACAUCUGCUGUUCCUUCCACUCGCCUCGAUACCAAUGCAUCUGUUCAAUCAAUCUCUGAUCACUUGAAAAUUCAGUUGUUGAUUCGUAGUUACCAAACACGUGGACACAACAUCGCUGAUCUCGAUCCCCUCGGAAUAAACAGUGCUGAUUUGGACGAUACUAUCCCACCAGAGCUCGAGCUCUCUUUUUACGGUCUCGGAGAACGCGAUUUGGAUCGCGAGUUUCUCCUCCCACCAACCACUUUCAUCAGUGAGAAGAAGAGCUUGACUCUGAGAGAAAUUUUGCAAAGACUCAAGGAAAUCUAUUGUACCAGCACUGGUGUUGAGUAUAUGCAUCUGAAUAACUUGGAGCAACAAGAUUGGAUUCGUCGUCGCUUUGAAGCUCCACGAGUCACUGAGUUAUCACAUGAUCAGAAAAAGGUUCUCUUCAAGCGUCUCAUCCGAUCGACGAAAUUCGAAGAGUUCCUUGCCAAAAAGUGGCCAAGUGAGAAACGUUUCGGACUUGAAGGAUGUGAGGUUCUCAUCCCAGCAAUCAAGCAAGUAAUCGACUCUUCCUCCACUCUAGGAGUAGAUUCAUUCGUCAUUGGUAUGCCACAUCGUGGAAGAUUGAACGUGCUCGCUAACGUAUGCAGACAACCACUUGCCACCAUUCUCUCACAAUUCUCUACUCUCGAGCCUGCAGAUGAAGGAUCUGGAGAUGUCAAAUACCAUUUGGGAGUUUGCAUCGAAAGAUUGAACAGACAAUCCCAGAAGAACGUCAAGAUCGCUGUCGUCGCCAACCCAUCUCACUUGGAAGCUGUCGACCCUGUUGUCAUGGGCAAAGUUCGUGCUGAAGCUUUCUAUGCUGGAGACGAGAAGUGCGAUCGUACGAUGGCAAUUCUUCUUCACGGAGACGCCGCGUUUGCCGGUCAAGGAGUUGUACUUGAAACUUUUAAUUUAGAUGAUCUUCCAAGCUACACUACUCAUGGAGCUAUUCAUAUCGUUGUCAAUAAUCAAAUCGGAUUCACCACAGAUCCAAGAUCUUCCCGUUCUUCCCCGUAUUGUACCGAUGUUGGACGCGUCGUCGGUUGCCCAAUUUUCCACGUCAAUGUCGAUGAUCCAGAAGCCGUUAUGCACGUUUGUAAUGUAGCUGCUGAUUGGAGAAAAACUUUCAAGAAGGAUGUGAUUGUUGAUCUUGUCUGUUAUCGACGACAUGGACACAACGAAUUGGACGAGCCAAUGUUCACUCAACCACUUAUGUAUCAACGUAUCAAAGAAACGAAAACUGCUCUCGAAAAGUAUCAAGAGAAGAUUUUGAACGAAGGAGUUGCCAACGAACAAUACGUGAAGGAAGAACUCACCAAGUAUGGAGCGAUUUUGGAAGAUGCCUAUGAGAAUGCUCAAAAGGUGACGUACGUUAGAAACAGAGAUUGGCUUGAUUCUCCCUGGGACGACUUCUUCAAGAAGCGUGACCCACUCAAGUUGCCGUCGACUGGAAUCGAGCAAGAGAAUAUCGAACACAUCAUUGGCAAGUUCGGAUCAUACCCAGAAGGUUUCAGUCUUCAUCGUGGUUUGGAAAGAACUCUGAAAGGAAGACAACAAAUGCUGAAAGAUAACACGUUGGAUUGGGCAUGCGGAGAAGCUCUCGCUUUCGGAUCACUUCUCAAGGAGGGAAUCCACGUCAGGUUGAGUGGACAAGACGUCGAAAGAGGAACUUUCUCUCAUCGUCAUCACGUUCUUCAUGACCAGAAAGUUGACCAGAAGGUCUACAAUCCACUUAAUGAUCUUGCGGAAGGACAAGGCGAAUACACAGUUUGCAACUCUUCCCUUUCUGAAUAUGCAGUUCUCGGAUUUGAGCUCGGAUAUUCGAUGGUUGACCCAAAUUCUUUGGUUAUUUGGGAAGCACAGUUCGGAGAUUUCUCAAAUACUGCUCAAUGCAUCAUCGAUCAGUUCAUCUCCUCUGGACAAUCCAAAUGGAUCCGUCAAUCUGGAUUAGUCAUGCUUUUACCACACGGAUACGAAGGUAUGGGACCAGAACAUUCAUCAGCCAGACCAGAGAGAUUCCUACAAAUGUGCAACGAAGACGACGAAAUCGAUCUUGAAAAAAUCGCCUUCGGAGGUACUUUUGAAGCACAACAACUCCAUGAUACUAACUGGAUUGUUGCUAAUUGCACAACACCAGCCAACAUCUACCAUCUCCUCCGUCGUCAAGUAACAAUGCCAUUCCGUAAGCCAGCCGUCGUGUUUUCUCCAAAAUCCCUUCUCCGUCAUCCAAUGGCACGUUCACCAGUCGAAGACUUCCAAUCUGGAUCUAACUUCCAAAGAGUUAUCCCAGAGACUGGAGCCCCAUCUCAAAAUCCACCAAAUGUGCAAAGGCUUGUUUUCUGCACUGGAAAAGUUUACUACGACAUGGUUGCUGCUCGCAAGCACGUUGGAAAAGAAAACGAUGUCGCUUUAGUCAGAGUAGAACAACUCUCACCAUUCCCAUAUGACCUGGUGCAACAAGAAUGCAGAAAGUAUCAAGGAGCUGAAAUUCUCUGGGCUCAAGAGGAACACAAAAAUAUGGGAGCAUGGUCAUUCGUACAGCCAAGAAUCAACUCUCUCCUUUCUAUCGACGGAAGAGCUACGAAAUAUGCUGGACGUCUUCCAUCCUCUUCACCAGCUACGGGAAAUAAGUACACUCACAUGCAAGAACAGAAGGAAAUGAUGAGCAAAGUGUUCGGAGUUCCAAAGUCAAAACUUGAAGGUUUCAAGGCCUAA
Molecule: messenger RNA, 3081 nt
Organism: Caenorhabditis remanei
Lineage: Eukaryota; Metazoa; Nematoda; Chromadorea; Rhabditida; Rhabditidae
Exons: 8
Coding region: 1-3081 (1026 amino acids)
Biological process (GO): tricarboxylic acid cycle
Cellular component (GO): oxoglutarate dehydrogenase complex; mitochondrion
Molecular function (GO): oxoglutarate dehydrogenase (succinyl-transferring) activity; thiamine pyrophosphate binding
Source: RefSeq, a predicted model, not a curated record